AGCAAAUAACGUGUUAUUACUAAGGACGUUGUCUUUGUGUUACAUUUUGAGUAACUCUACGAGUACCAGUAGAACUGUAUUCUACUUACUGAUCACUCAUUUUGCAGAUAAAACCAUGGACAUGGUGGCAGUUGAACCGCAACAGAAUGUUGUAGCCAGGGUGGCCAGCCUUCCCCUGGUGAGCUCUACUUACGACAUGGUCUCCACAGUGUACUGCAACACCAAGGAGAAUCACCCCUAUAUAAAGUCUGUGUGCGAUGUGGCAGAGAAAAGCGUGAAGACCAUCACUUCAGUGGCCCUCACCAGCGCCAUGCCUAUCAUCCAAAAGCUGGAGCCCCAAAUUGCAAUUGCAAACGAGUUUGCCUGCAGAAGUUUGGAUAAGAUAGAAGAGAAAUUGCCAAUUCUUCACCAGCCCUCUGAAAAGAUUGUUGCUCAUGCCAAAGAUGCUGUGACUGGAGCAAAAGAUGCAGUGACAACAACAGUGACUGGUGCCAAGGAAACUGUGUCUUUCACUAUCACUGGGGUGGUAGAUAAGACCAAAGGAGCAGUUCAAGAGAGUGUGGAGAUGACCAAGGCUAUUGUAAACAGCAGUGUGAAUACUGUGAUGGGCAGCCGUGUAGUGAAGAUGGUGAGCACUGGGGUUGACACGGCGCUGAGCAAAUCGGAGUCCCUGGUGGAUAUGUAUCUCCCACUGACCGAGGAAGAACUGGCCACAGAGGCCAAAAAUAUAGAUGGGUUUGAAGUGGCAGUCAAUAAGCCAAGCUAUUAUAUAAGGCUGGGAUCUGUUUCAACCAAGCUACGCAAGCGGGCUUACCAUCAGGCCCUUGCCAAAGUACGGGACGCAAAGCAGCGGAGUCAGGAGGCCAUUUCAGAGCUUCACCACACUGUGGACUUGAUUGAAUAUGCAAGACAAAACAUGGACAGUGCCAAUCAGAAGUUUCACAGUGCACAGGAUAAGCUGCAGUCUUGGCUUGAAUGGAGGAAAAAGACGGGAUGCAGUGAUGGGGUUCAAAAUGCAGAGCACAUUGAAUCGCACACUCUUGCCAUAACCCGUGGACUCGCACACCAGCUCCAGACGACUUGCGUUACCCUAGUCUCCAGUAUCCAGGGCUUGCCUCAGAACAUCCAGGACCAGGCUAACUCCCUCACAAGCUCUGCAGCUGACGUCUACCAGAACUUCAGCUCCAUCUCUUCAUUCCGUGAGGUCUCUGACACUGUCCUCGCCAGCAGCAAAGGGCAACUCUCCAAAAUGAAGGAUUCUCUGGAUGGUGUGAUGGAUUACCUGGUCAACAACACCCCUCUCAACUGGCUGGUAGGUCCCUUUUACCCAAGGCUGGCUGCUGAAACCCAGCCGCCUGAGCAAAAUGGGGAAGAGAAGAAAAAGUCCAAACGGGAGGAAUAGGGGCCCAACAUCUCAAUGUACACAUUUGGUAUAUCUGGAAUGCUAUAGCCAAUCAAAGCUGGGACACACUCUUUACUAAAUGUUUGCCAUGUUCCAUACAGCAGUGUCUUAAAUGGUUUAAACAUCGUACAUUAAACUAUUAAUCCCACUUAGAGCUUUGCAGCAAUAACCAGGAAUUAACUAACUAACCCUGAUACGGUCACAUCUACUUGUUUUGAGUCAUAAUGUCCUCAUGUAAUGAUGACCUUUGAACAUUUCUGCCUGAGCACACAUUCCACAUUCAUUUGAAGUGGACUUGUUUUAAUGUUGUCAAUCAGAGUUCAAUAACAGUUGUGUGCAUCCCUUAUUGGUACAUAUUUAGCUUCACAGCGUACAGCAAUUUGAAUACCAGUUGGUUUCAGGAUCAUGAAAGCUUAGGAUCCCAAUGUCUGUUUGUGUUUUUUGUAUUGGCAAUGGCUAGCUGUCUACCCCAAUUGUGCUUGUUAUCCUCUGUGCCUUUUGGAAAGUUAGAAAGAAAAGGAAAAACCUGAUGUUUUGGCAAUUGUUAUAAAAUUCAAAUUGAGACCUGACGAUUCUUUGCCAAAAUGGUGUGCUUUUAUUAGCUGCUGCUUUUGCUACUGUGUUGAAUAUGUAUUUCAUAAUUUAACUUUGUACACAUUUAAUAAACAAAAUAAGCAUCCA
Messenger RNA from Polyodon spathula (Mississippi paddlefish), 2083 nucleotides. RefSeq names its product perilipin 2 (gene plin2). Gene Ontology annotation, biological process: lipid storage; positive regulation of triglyceride storage. Lineage: Eukaryota; Metazoa; Chordata; Actinopteri; Acipenseriformes; Polyodontidae. Gene Ontology annotation, cellular component: lipid droplet; cytosol. The transcript is spliced from 8 exons. Bases 116 to 1402 code for a protein of 428 amino acids. The record is from RefSeq and is a predicted model, not a curated record.